AUGUUUGUGUUCAGGUGCCUCCUUGCACUGAUUGCAUUUGCUUCUAUCACCAAUGCGUUCUACUAUUUCGAGCCAGACUAUCGGUGUGCCCUAGAUAAAGCUUGUAGUGACGCAAAACGUUCUGCGGAAGCUGAUGCUAAUGCGGCUCCACCUGGCUUGACUAUGCGAGUCGUCCAGCGUCCAUCUCAGAAUAAUCAACCUGCUGAAGGCAAUGUCCAUAAACUAGCAAACAAACUGGCGAGAAAGUACCAGGGCACGGCCACGACUCAGUUGAAAGACAGAUCGAGCUUAUAUAACGUUGUGUCUGCUCUUCCCCCAACUCAAUCCAACAGCGCUGGGGUAGCUCAGGAUGGCACCGACUUUUCAUACUUCGUGGAGGUUUUGCUUGGCUCCGCUAGUACUCCUGUCUAUCUCCUGAUCGAUACUGGGGCGGGCACUACUUGGGUCAUGGGCCCCGACUGCACUUCCGAUAUUUGCAAGACGCAUAAUUCCUUCGGGCCCUCGGACUCGAAGACUUUCAAGGACCUAGGCGAGCCUUUAAAGAUCGAUUAUGCCAAAGGCAGUGUUUCCGGGACCACGGCGCAAGACACAGCUUCCUUUGCUGGAAUGAAGAUACCCAUCACAAUCGGAAUUGCCACGACUACAAGCGAUGACUUUGCCCACUUCCCGAUUGAUGGAAUCCUAGGCCUCUCCUUGUCAAAGUCUGGAUCGUCCAAUACACCGCACGUGUGGGAGUCGAUCGUCGCAGCGAAAGCCCUGAAAGCCAAUGUUUUCGGCCUCAGCAUCAAUCGAAACGCCGAUGGUCCUAAUGAUGGUGAAAUCAAUUUCGGUACACUAGAUACCUCGAGAUAUACAGGCACCUUGAAUUACUAUCCCGUCUUAGACAACAAGAUGGGAAAUUGGGCACUUACCGUUGGAGGUGUCGGCGUUGGAGACACUAAGGCCGGAAUCCCAAGCAGAAUCGCGUACCUUGACACAGGCACAACCUACAUGUUUGGACCCAAGGACGAUGUUAAGAAGCUGCAUGCGUUGGUUAAAGGCGCAAGUUCUGCCGAUGGAUCAACCUGGACGGUCCCCUGCGACACGACUGAUCCGGCCACAAUUACCUUCGGAUCGAACACUUACUCCAUUUCCCCCAAGGAUUGGGUAUCUCCAAAGGUUAAUGGGGCCUGCACCAGCAAUAUUUAUGGGAUUGGCGUCCUGGAUGACGAGUCUUGGCUCCUGGGCGAUACCUUCUUGAAGAACGUGUAUGCAGUCUUUGAUUAUGAUCAGAGCCGCAUCGGUCUUGCAGCUAGAAAAGCACCGGCUCCUAUUUCUUCCUCGACGUCGUCAUCGGCAUCUUCCACUGGUGCGUUAUCAUCCUCAACGGAUCCAACGGCUUCAGUCACAACUCUGGUUACUGGAUCCUCUACUGGAACUACAAAAUCUAACGGGAGUCCCACAGGAUCAUCUGGCUCUGCCCAGUCUACUACACUUGCCUCUGCCCCAACCACUGGUCCAAACCCUGGUUUACACGGCAAGGAAUCCCCCGCCACCGGGAAAUCUGCCGUAGAGCAGACCGCUUCUGCUCCCUCCCCUACAUCAACAAAAUCCGCCGCCGGGCAGCCCGCCAUCGGCUUCUCUACUACUCUCCUCGCAGCCGGCACAUUUAUCGCGCUGCUUCUCAUCUAA
Messenger RNA from Venustampulla echinocandica, 1671 nucleotides. RefSeq lists its product as uncharacterized. Gene Ontology annotation, biological process: proteolysis. NCBI's taxonomy places the organism in Eukaryota, Fungi, Ascomycota, Leotiomycetes, Helotiales, Pleuroascaceae. The record is from RefSeq and is a predicted model, not a curated record. Gene Ontology annotation, molecular function: aspartic-type endopeptidase activity. The coding region runs from base 1 to 1671 and encodes 556 amino acids. The transcript is spliced from 3 exons.